This is a messenger RNA of Austrofundulus limnaeus, 3537 nucleotides long. RefSeq names its product STAG3 cohesin complex component (gene stag3). Lineage: Eukaryota; Metazoa; Chordata; Actinopteri; Cyprinodontiformes; Rivulidae. The record is from RefSeq and is a predicted model, not a curated record. Gene Ontology annotation, molecular function: chromatin binding. Gene Ontology annotation, cellular component: chromatin; nucleus; cohesin complex. Gene Ontology annotation, biological process: sister chromatid cohesion.
UGUGGAACUACUGAGCGUGGGGGUGUCAGAUCUGGCCGAACGAACAGARGCGACAAAAUAAAUACAGAAGUAAAGAAUAGUUGAAAAAAAGUUACCUAGCCUUCUUGAACUCAACAACCACCUAGUAACAGAGCACCRAAKAGGACCAAUUGCCAUAAAGUGACCWUUUGUGGAAGGACCAAUCAUCUUCUGGCUCGAGAAAGCGCUGGCCAAUCCUGAACGAGUCGAGAAUUCAUUCGCGCGCAUCGGAUAAGUUAGUUAUGAGAGAGAACAACAAGACGCGAUCGUAUUAAUAACUUUCGCUGGUGGCAAAGUUUAAUGUAGUUUGCUAAUCGUUUCUUAGCAGUUCUGUUGGAUUCCUGGUCAGCUGAAAUGACAAGUAUAAGCUCAGUAUUGGACAGUCUUGAGGAGUUGGACUCCUCAGACCCUGAAAGCGUUCAUGAGCCUCAGAUGAAACCAACMAAGCGGAGGAAGCAGGCAGAACCUGGGCCUCAGCUGCCUAAGAGACCCAGGAAGAACGCUGCAUUAAGACUGGUGUCCAGCUCCAACAGCAGCCCUGUCUCAAGUCCUCCAGAGCCCUCCCUGCAGCAAUCUCUCUCCCAGGGACAGCUCUCUUCUAACAGACAUGUGAGAAGCGUGAGCAAUCAGGGCAUCAGUGCAAAGAAUAUCUAUGACGCUGUUCGCUCGGGAAAAAGUGCCAUGGUGAGUGUGGUGGAUGAGUGGCUGGACAUCUACAAACAGAGCAGAGAGGCGGGCCUGCUGGUGCUCAUCAACUUCAUUGUUCAGUGCUGCGGAUGCAAAGGCGUGGUCAGCAGAGAGAUGCUGGACAGCAUGCAGAAUGCUGAGAUCAUCAGCAAACUAACCAGGGAGUUUAAUGAGGAUUCGAUAAACUACCCCUUAAGCACACAUGGUCUUCAGCUGAAGCGAUUCAAAGCCGGUUUGUGUGAGUCCGUUCGGGUUCUGGUACGCUCCUGUCGGAAUAGCUUGAUAUAUGAUGAAUACCUCUUCCCCUCCCUGCUGGCUCUGCUCACCGGUCUGUCUGACUCCCAAGUUAGAGCCUUCAGACACACCAGCACUCUGUUGGCCAUGAAGUUGAUGUCGGCAUUGGUGGAAGUAGCUGUUACAGUAGCUGUUCAGCUGCAGACCACGCAACGACGAUACGAUACAGAGAACAGUAAGAGACCAGCUGACAGAGCCUCGGACAAACUGGAGCAACUGAAGGCAACUGUCAGCGAGUUGCAAGAGAACGCAGAGGAACUCUCCUCCAUGAUGAACUCCAUCUUCCGCGGCGUCUUCGUACAUCGUUACCGCGACCGCCUGCCUGCGAUCCGGGCGGCGUGCAUUGAGGAGUUGGGCCUGUGGAUGACAACAGACCCUGAAGACUUCCUCAAUGAUGGAUGCCUGAAAUAUCUGGGAUGGACACUGUAUGACAAGCAAAGUCCAGUGCGUCUGCAGUGUGUGCGUGCCCUGCAGGGUCUGUACCAGGAGAAGGAGUUCAUUGGUCGCCUGGAGCUUUUUACUAGCAGAUUUAAAGAAAGGAUUCUCAACAUGGUGCUGGACAAAGACCCAGACGUGGCAAUGGAAGUGGUCAAUCUGUUACUGAUGAUCCAACAGGCUGCAGAGGAAGGAUUGAAAGAGGAGGAGUGUGGACACGUUUAUCCCUUGGUUUACGCCUCCCACCAAGGCCUGGCAUCCGCAGCCGGUGCCUUUCUCUGCAGCAAGUCUGCUGUAUGAGGAGGAGGGCGCCCUGUUGGAGAUAAUGUUGUGUGCYAUCAGACAGGCAUCACAAGCAACUCCACCUGUUGGGAGAAGUCAUGGCAAGAAGUUCCUGAGUAUGAAGGACAGGAAGAUCCAGGAGCAAGACAGGAGUCGCAUUACCACACACUUCAUUCCCAUACUGCCGCAGCUGCUUAGCAAGUGCUAAAGACCCAACUGGAUGGAAGCUGCUGAACUCCUGUCUUGAGUUACUGAAGAGCAGGCUGGAGUCUAUGGAUUUUGACGUAGAGCUGAUGGUGGCGGCUCUGAAGUGUGCAGGUUUUCAUCUCAUGUGGGCCAAACUGAAUGCAGUCAACGCAAAACCAGCUGAGGCUGAGCUGAAGCGUCUGAAGAAGGACGUACGUUUCUUCUGCAGAAUCUGUCAGUCCUGUUUGUCUCUGGAUCAGACCGAGAUAAGAGAUCAGGCGUUCGAGCUGCUGUGUGACCUGCUGCUGCUGUACAGCGGGGCUUCUGUUCGCUCAGAACCGGCCCUGCAAUCCCUGGUCCACGUGCCGUCUGAUUCUCUGCACGCUGAGCUGGCUUCCUUCCUUCUGGACUACGUCUUUGUUGACCCCGAAGACGCCGAGCUCAAUGAUGAAGAUGAUGAACUGAAAAUGACUCUUGUUCAGAAGAAGCGCAACCACCUGGCUGGUUACUGUAAACUAGUGAUCUACAAUGUUCUGGACCUCAGCACAGCAACCAUCAUCUUCAAGCACUUCAACAAGUACUUUAAAGACUUUGGUGAUAUCAUAAAAGAGACCCUGAGGAGGAGCAAACUCAUCAGCUCCAUACAGAGYGCCAAGACUGUGUGCCUGAGCCUGCAGCAGCUGUUCUCAGAGAUGCUCACAGAGGAUCAAAAUCAGCAGGCUCUCCCUGAAAUACUUGAACUGGCCAAGCGGCUUGCCAUGAGCUUCGGCGUGGAUCUUCAUCGUAUCCGCAAACCGCUGGUGGCCCUGCACACGGACGGUAUACGUUUUGCAUUUCGAGGCAGCGAGGAUGAAGGGGAGGAACUUCCUAAUGUGACCUUCUUGGAGAUCCUCAGCGAGUUCAGUUUCAAGCUGCUCCCACAAGACCGCAGCCAAAUAGAGAAGUUUGUGGCAUCAGAGUGUCCCAGUGCUGCCCUCUCCUGGCCAUCAGUCAGAUUGUAUCAGCAGUCUCUGAAGUCUCGCUCCACCAAGUACAGAGAGCCAGAGGAGGRAGAUGAUGCCGUUUCCGCACAGGACACUCCUGCAGCAAAACGCAAGAAGACRACUCCUCAGGCAUCCAGCACAGCCGGAGGGUCCUGGUUAGAGACCAGYAGUGUCAACAGCCACCUCCAGACCCCCGUCCUCACCUCAACUGUCCAGAAACAGACCGCCAAAGAUGCAGCUUUCAAGAAGCCCAGAGACGCGCUACCUAAUGCUGGUGACAUACCUGAGCUGGAGUCAGAGGAGGAGUUCUCCCAAGAAACACAAAUGCGAAAGGUGAAACCCGUCAAACGAAGACAAGCCUCUUCCAGCCAAACCUCAUCCACUUUAAAACAAGAAGAUCUGGACUCUCACUUCACAAUGCUUUCCCUGAUAGAAGAUGACCGUUCAGGCGGAGAGGAAGGCAACAUGUCAGGAGAGGAGGAGCCUGAGAUCGAAGAUUAUGACAGUGACUCUGAGGCUGCGUACACACUGCCCUCCACACGUCACACUUCAGCCAGUUUCCUGGAUGAGCUCUUUGACUGAAGUCUGUUUCAUUUCAACGUUUCUGCAGCUUCACUGUUUUCAUGUUACAAUAAAGUUAAAGCCUUUCGUU